AUGGAGUUUGAACAUAACCUGAAGGAUGAGACCCAAGUAAAUGACUGUUUCAGUCUUCUUCCACUCGAAAUUCGCUUCGAAAUUGCCUAUCUUCUUUCAACGCCUGAAUACCUCAGCUUGAGACUUGCGUCGAAGUCUAUGGUUCACAUAUUUGAAUAUCAGGAAUUUUGGAAAACACGUUUUCUGAUUCAUCGAGAACGAGGAUAUCUCAACUAUCUUUUGGAAGAAGGUCGUCAAGAUUGGAGAUUAAUGUACCGCUGCACUAGCAAAGUGAAGCGUCUCACCAAGAUACUACGUUUCCGAAGGCUACAGUGGCUUCAUAAUGAAUGGAUUAAAGAUAGGUGUAUGAUGGUUGGAGCUCCAAUAUCGACAUCGCCUGAGAACAAUACUCGAUUUGAUGGCCUAAUCUGGGACAGAGCAGCUGGAAAAAUCCAAUGCGAUAGACCUUACGGCGAGGAAGACCCUACUUCAUCUUCAUUUGGCAGUGACAUCUGCAAGUGGUGUCGUGGAGUGCAUAAUCUAUCACCACCUCAGAUGAUCACCAUCUCUAGUGAGAUUGUGGAAAUUGCUGUCUCCGUUCUUGCUGAAGAUGAACAUACAUUUAUCACCGGUUUCAAACCUGUCUACGGGGGAAGUUCACCAAGCAUUGAACUUGGCUAUCAAAUCCCUCAAAAGCAGAUCAAGAUUGAUCUUCGCGGCCAGCCGUUGACAGGCUUCGAAGUCUUUGCUGGAGAAGGGGGCAUCCAGGCCAUACGUCCAAUUUUUGACCCAAAAUAUGGAAUAUGCCAUAGCGUGAUUGGUAAGCCGAAUACAACUUGCGAAUUAGUACUACUUAACCCAGAUGGAGAGAUACAAGCCUUUGCUGGUGAGUUUGAUGUAAGUAAAAUAUUGAUGUGUGCUGUUCCAAUUCACAAGCGCAAUUUACUGACUCAAUUGUAG
Penicillium soppii is the source of this 939-nucleotide messenger RNA. RefSeq names its product F-box domain protein. The record is from RefSeq and is a predicted model, not a curated record. Lineage: Eukaryota; Fungi; Ascomycota; Eurotiomycetes; Eurotiales; Aspergillaceae. Gene Ontology annotation, molecular function: protein binding. Bases 1 to 939 code for a protein of 312 amino acids. The transcript has a single exon.